AGGGAGGUGGAAGGGGGAAAGGCAGUGAGCGAGGGAGCCGGAGCGUGGUGCAAACCGUGCACACACUCACACACCAAAAAAACACAGCCCAGACAGCUUCUUCCACCUAACACCCAAGCAAACACAAACCAAAACAAAUAGGGAGAGGAGAAAAAAAAAAAAAAAGAAAGCACCCUAGCGAGCGCGAGCGAGUGCGAGCCAGGGCAGAGGAGAGCAGGCAGGCUUCGCCGUCAGCGCGGGGCUCGGGGCUCGGCGCAGCACCAGCCCCACGCCCGGGCUCCUCGCGCCCCCUCCAGCCCCGCGCCCUGACUCUACUAUGCUAAAUGUGGCCGGGGAGCCCCCAGGAGACUCUUGGGGGAUCUUUGCCUUCCUGUGUGCUGCGCUCUGCAACCUGCCGGCAGUGCCCGCCCUGAACGGCACGGAGGAGCUGGGCGCCGGCCAGUCCAUCCAGAAGACCUACGACCUGACCCGCUACCUGGAGCACCAGCUCCGCACCCUCGCUGGCACCUAUCUGAACUACCUGGGCCCCCCCUUCAAUGAGCCCGACUUCAACCCCCCGCGGCUGGCGCGCGCCGAGCAGGUGCCCAGCGCCACGGUGGACUUGGACCUGUGGCGGGGGCUGACGGACAACGCGCGGCUGGCAGCCAACUACCGUGCCUACAGCCGCCUGCUCUGCUACCUGCGCGGGCUGGACGGGCAGGCGGGCACCGCCGAGCUGCGCCACCGCCUCGGCCACUUCUGCUCCAGCCUGCAGGGGCUGGUGGUCAGCAUCGCUGGCGUCAUGUCCUCCCUGGGCUACCCGCUGCCCGCUGGCCCUGCUGGGCCCCCGCUGCCCCCCGGUGCCCCCGCCGCCCCCAAUGACUUCCUCAAGAAGAUGGACGACUUCUGGCUGCUGAAGGAGCUGCAGACCUGGCUGUGGCGCUCGGCCAAAGACUUCAACCGCCUCAAGAAGAAGGUGCCGCCUGCCGUGGUCACGCUGCGCCUCGAGGCCAGGGGCUUCUGAGACCCCCCCUGCCGCUUUGCCAAGGUGGGGGACGGGGCCCCUCGAGGCCACCCCACGUCCCCACCAACGCCUUGCCGCGCCUUAAUGGAUGGGGCUUCAGACCCCAAAUGCCACCAAAGCCACCCCACGUCCCCACCAACACUACUGUGCCUUAACAGAUGGGGAUUCUGUCCCAAAGUGCCACCAAGUCCACCCCACGUCCCCACCGUCAGCUCACUGUGCCUUGAGAUAUGGCGCUUCUGACCCCAAAGUGCCACCAAAGCCACCCCACAUAUUCAUUGUCACCUUACUGUGCCUUAACGGACAGGACUUCUGACCCCAAAGUGCCACCAAAUACACCCCACAUCCCCACCAACACCACUGUGCCUUAACAGAGGGGCUUCUGUCCCUAAGUGCCACCAAAACAGCCCCACAUACCAAUCGCCACCCUGCUGUACCUUGACAGGUGGGGAUCCUUACCCCAAAGCGUCACCAAAGCCAGCCCGUGUCCCGUCUCCCCCCAUCACCACUGUGCCUUAAAGAGCAGGGCUGCUGAUCCCUAAGUGCCACCAAAGCCACCCCGCAUAUUCAUCAUCACCUCGCUGUGCCUUCAGAGAUGGGGAUCCCAAACCUAAUGUGCUGCCACAGCCACCCCGUGUCCUCAACGUGCCGUGUCCCGAGGGAUGGGGCUCUUGGCCCCGCGGGCUGCCUCACACCCCCGUCAUUGCCUUGUCCAGGGGCGAGGCACUCAGACACAUGGGGCCACCACGCUGCGCCCUCACCCCGCGUGCCUGGGGCAUGGGGCUCCUGCCCCGGAGCGCCACCGAUGCCACUCACCUCCCCGCCAUCACCGCCGGCCCCGUGGGGGCUGCCCCACGCCCCUGGGGCU
Messenger RNA from Cygnus atratus (black swan), 1871 nucleotides. It is a transcript of the gene CLCF1, whose product is annotated as cardiotrophin like cytokine factor 1. Bases 317 to 1003 code for a protein of 228 amino acids. The record is from RefSeq and is a predicted model, not a curated record. The transcript is spliced from 3 exons. Lineage: Eukaryota; Metazoa; Chordata; Aves; Anseriformes; Anatidae.